CCCCCUUUUUUUUAUUGACAUUUCGCUUAAUUCUAGCUUGCGGGCUACAGGCGUUUUGCAGGGUCAUUUGUUUUUUAUUCGGUGACAUUUAGCACCACGGCUUCUGAACGGAUAGGUGCAUGUUUUGCACAAAAUAUAGGCGUUUGUAGGUGUCAGGUUGUUGGAAAAUUGUGGAGACAUCAACAUCUUUCUUCCUUUAGAUUCCUGACGUUUUGGCUUCCUUUGUCAGCUUGACUUCCGUUUUCAUGUGCAAUCAACAGUGGAAAAAUAGCUAGUUAGCUAUCUUGCUAGGAAAACCCUAGUCACUGUUUUAAGUUGUAUUUAGGCGUGAACAAUAUAAGACUUUCUAUCUGCAAAUACGUCUGCUUUAAGGGGCUAAUUUCCUACGUUGGUUUGCAAGCUAGUUUUCAGGCUAGUUUCCUUACACGGAUGCUAGGUGGCUAGCAAGGAUAGCUAGCUUGCUAACAAUACUGCUGCACAUUUCUCACUAUUGUCCGUCGGUACGCUGUACUAGAAGUGUCGAAAUACCUGAAUGAAAGGUCGUAAACUUACUGUCCUCUUACAUUAUUUUUUGUACUGAGGCCCCAAGAAAGUACGUUUUUAGCUAGCCCCAGCUAGCUUAAUUAGCUAACCAAAACACCAUGUUUCGAUAUUUAAAUGACGUGGAUGACAACCCUUACAUGAUGGAUCCAUUUGCAGCCCAGAGGCAACAGAUGAGGAGUCUGUUUGGGUCAUUUGGCUACGAACCUUUCCCCCUCAGCCCUCAGAUUCAGCCUCCCCGUGCACCCCACCUUCAGGCUGGAGCCCUGCAGCCUUUUGGAAUGAUGGGAAUGGGGGGAGGCUUCAUGGACAUGUUUGGGAUGAUGGGAGGAAUGAUGGAGAACAUGGACAGAAUGUCUGGUUCGCCAAACUGUCAGACGUUCUCUUCCUCCACAGUCAUCUCCUACUCCUCCUCAGACAUGGGAGCCCCUAAAGUCUACCAGCAGACCAGCGAACUGAGGACUGCACCUGGAGGGAUUCGUGAGACGCGCCAAUCGAUGCGUGACAGCGAGAGCGGCUUGGAGCGCCUGGCCAUUGGCCACCACAUCUGGGACCGCGGUCACGUAAUGGAACGCUCCCGAAACCGCCACACGGGUGACCGCGAAGAACGACAGGACUACAUCAACCUGGAGGAGAGUGAGGCUACUGCUUUCGAUGAGGAGUGGAGGAGCACAGCCGGAAGGUACCCUCCCCCAAACGCACGGGGGAUAGACUACGGCCGGGACAGGAGGGCAGGGGGCCAACAGCUGGCCCUCGCCGCCCCACCCAGCUCCUCGUCUCCGCCCGCCCCUCGCCAUGAGUCUCCCAGACACCUCCCACCCGCAACUCGCCCCCGCUACGACUGGUGAGAGGGGUCAAAGGUGAAAGGUGAGCAGAAGGAUGGAGGAGAGGAUACCGAGGGGAUCUGCCUGAUGCUGUGAAUGAAGAAGGGAGAAGAGGGUCACGACUGACCGUCAAGAUGUUUGAUAUGAUGGGACUGUCUAUAUAUAAACUAUACAUUUAACACACACACACACAUCAGAACCCAACACACUCAAUACCUGCAAUUAUGGUUCAACCUAUCUGCUGUUACCGUUCACAUACACGUGUGGACACACAUGUACACACAUGAUUACACACAUUCAAGUUGUAUAUAGAGCCACCCUCCAACUUCACAUGCGUUAAUUUCCCACCUCACUAUAUAAAUAUAUAUAAAUUGCCACACUACAUACUACACAUGUGCUGUACAGUCCAUAUAUGUUUGUGUAGACACUAGUGUGUCUGUGAAUUGAAUUGUAUACUGUUGACUAAAACAAUUAAUGAAAACAAACAUUAAAUAUUGUUAGAUAAUUGCACACUGUGUUGUGGUUUGUCAUGGAAUAGUGAGUGGAUGGGUUAUGUUUUUAGAACAGGUUUUGACCUGACGAGGACUGCCAUUACUGAAGGUGGUACAGGAGAAAUGGAGUUUGCUGGUGUUUUUCUGUCUUAAUACAGUCACGUGUCUGACAUCCCAUUUCCAUGUAGGGAAGUAAACAGACAUUCCAACAAUUUUCAUUGUUGAAAAGCCAUGAGAAUUGGAAUUUAAGUUUAAUUCCCAAAUAGGCACAAUUGAAGUGGUAUUGAUCCCAACCCUGGUGCAUGUGAAAAUGUUACUUGGUUGUAUUUUUGUUUUGCUGUUGAAUCUGUUCAAUAUUCAGCAUGUCUUUCCAUCCCAACACUUUGUUUCUAUUAUAAAUGCCACAGUAAAUAGUGUGUCUUAUGGCACAGUCCAUCCCUUCAUACAUACUCCCUCAAAAAUAAACACAUUCACAUCCCUACACACACUCUCUUGUGUGUGUAAACUCGUGCUCUCACUAUCUAGUGUCAGAAUAGCUGCAGAUGGUCAUAUGACAUCCAGAUGGAACACACCAGAGAAGAAGCCAAUCAAAAUCCUCCCUGCCCUCUGCCCAUUCCGUGGCACAUUCCCUCUGGAUUUGUCUCUUCCAUAAUUGUCACCUUCAUCUCUGAAGUUCCAUCUGUAUUUUAUAGCUGCCUUGUGUGCUUUAUUGUUCGUUCUCUAUCUUUCAUCUCUGUAUUCUGUUAAAUGCUACCCAUCACUAGUUAGUUGGCCCUGGCCUUCAUUCACAUACAGUGCCUUGCAAAAUCAUUCAGAGCUUUUGGAUUGCUUCACAUUAUGUUACGAAUUAGAAUUGAUUGAUUUAAUUUUCUUUUUUUGUUAAUCUACUCAAAAUACUCUGUAAUGUCAAAGUGGAAGAGAAAUUCAAUUUUUUUUAAAGAUGAAUAAAAAUAUGAUAACGAAAAUAUG
Oncorhynchus masou masou (cherry salmon) is the source of this 2824-nucleotide messenger RNA. Its product is annotated as myeloid leukemia factor 2-like. Gene Ontology annotation, cellular component: cytoplasm; nucleus. Gene Ontology annotation, biological process: regulation of DNA-templated transcription. The transcript is spliced from 8 exons. Lineage: Eukaryota; Metazoa; Chordata; Actinopteri; Salmoniformes; Salmonidae. The record is from RefSeq and is a predicted model, not a curated record. The coding region runs from base 642 to 1388 and encodes 248 amino acids.